Psylliodes chrysocephalus is the source of this 762-nucleotide messenger RNA. Lineage: Eukaryota; Metazoa; Arthropoda; Insecta; Coleoptera; Chrysomelidae. The record is from the annotation of a GenBank genome assembly.
CGUCAUCUUACCCGACUAUACCCUAGACAUUUCAAAAUAUUUCAAACUAAUUACAUUUCUGAAACAAAAUGGGAAAGGUUACACGCCCAAGAAAGCUGCGAUUUAUACGAGUGCAGAUGUUAGUGAUUUUUUAAAUAAUGCUCCCGAUGAAGUUUAUUUCAUGGCCAAGGUUGUUGUUGUAUUUGCGAUUGCAGGAGCUUGUCGAAUUUGUGAAAUCAGCCAGGUAACAUCAUUGAAGAUUCGGGAACGUUAAUAAUUGUAAAACUUAAGCAAACAAAGAAUGAUAUAAACAGGAGAUUUGUAGUUACUGAAAAAUAUAUUAAAUUUUACCGUAUGUACACAGCCCUUCGCCCAACAGCAGCAAAGGAUCGCCGCAUAUUUUAUGCAUAUCGCAAUAAAAAAUGUGUCAAUCAAGUUGUGGUAUAAGGCACCUCAAACAGUAGCUAAUUUUCUUCAACUUGCAAAUGGUAACUCAUAUACGGGUCAUUCAUUUCAAAGAUCCUCUGCUACACUUUUAGUUGAAUCUGGAGGAGACUUGAUGACACUAAAGAAAUAUGGCGGUAGGAAAUCACCAACGGCAGCUGAAGGGUAUGUUGAUGAAUCGGUAGCACACAUGACAAAAGUAGCUAAUAAAGAGUUUAGAACAUGUGCCAGUGCUGAAAUAAUACCCGAUUUUGAUGAAUACGUACAUCAAAAUAUAAUUUCAACACCAGAAAAUUCGACUAUUGUACCGAAUAGUUCAAGGAACAUGUAAUUCAUGCA